CAACAUUCCAGUCUUAAUAUCAAUAAAUGAUAAAUAUAAAUACGUCAGUAAACCUUGCAAAUGAAAUUACAAGAAUUCCUUUCACUUCCUACUGGAACUGGAACAUAUUGUACUCCUUUAUGUAGAAACUGUAGAUAUAUUGAAGGGUACCUCAAAAAAACCAAGUGUAGGGUAGAAAUUCUGUAUAUCUGCCAGUGGAUUCCUUACCAAUGUCAUUGUACGCUCAAGUUGUACAAAGUAUAUUCCUUAUCACAGAACUUAAUAUGUAUAAAGAUUACCUAAACUAAAUUGAAGGUGCACAAGUAACUGAUAUCAUUGCAGAGAUAGGGUAUGACUUUCUAGUAGUGCUACGUGCAAAAUCCAGUAUUACUGAGUUCAAGAUACCAAAAGAAUGAUAAGCAACUAUCUGUACUUGCAAGGAAAGUAUUUACCUUCAUUGGCCUAAUUAGAAAGCCUUGUUUAUUUUCUUAACUAUCUUUGCUAAGAAAUCUGGAUAAAGUACUUGAUGACCAGUUAAGAAUGGCAAACGGAUUUAUCUCAGAAAGAGGCGAACUAUGGGCUACCAAACACAAAACUUUCAGUAGGGUCAAAAAUGUUUAAACAAACAUGGACCACGAUAGCAUGCACCAUCAUCAUCCACAAGACCAUCAAAUGAGCGGGCAUGACAUCCACGCACAACAUACAGAGCCUAUGGGUGGUCACGAAGGACAUGACGGUGGUCAUGGUGGACAUGGUGAUGGUGGUCAUAGUAUGAUGAGUAUGGCUUUCCAUUUUAGAAUAUCGGAAACAGUAUUAUUUGACAGCUGGAAAUUUGACACAGUUGGCGGUUUGGUGGGAUCGAUGAUAGGCAUAUUUUUUAUGGCCGCUUUAUACGAAGGCUUAAAAUAUUACAGGGAAUACUUAUUUUGGAAAACGUAUAAUGCGUUGCAAUAUCGCGCCGUCACAUUUCCGGCUGAAAAAGGAGUUGUUAAUGAAGAUAAUCAAGUUGUACAUAUGGUCGGUGAAGUCAUCCAUAAACAACCGCCCACAAUGCUGAGUAUUACGCACUUCUUCCAGACAUUCUUACAUAUCGUACAAAUAACAUUGUCUUACUUUUUAAUGUUAAUAUUCAUGACAUACAAUGUGUGGUUAUGUAUAGCAGUUGUUCUUGGAGCUGCAGUAGGAUACUUUUUAUUUGGAUGGAAAAAGUCAGUUGUUGUUGACGUAACGGAACAUUGCCAUUAGCGGUACUAAGUUGCCAAUUUUAAACGUUUACGUAUUAAUUUUUAUUGUACCUAUUUUAUCUAAUUUUGUGGAGGGUUACCCUAUGAUUUAUUCUUUGUAGAUAUUGAAUUGUAUUGUGUAAGUGUAACAGUAUCCUUAAUUUUUACUUAGUUAUUAAUUUUGUAAUAAAAAUUGCAUACCAUC
Messenger RNA from Photinus pyralis (common eastern firefly), 1407 nucleotides. It is a transcript of the gene Ctr1A, whose product is annotated as high affinity copper uptake protein 1. The record is from RefSeq and is a predicted model, not a curated record. The transcript is spliced from 10 exons. Bases 607 to 1224 code for a protein of 205 amino acids. NCBI's taxonomy places the organism in Eukaryota, Metazoa, Arthropoda, Insecta, Coleoptera, Lampyridae. Gene Ontology annotation, molecular function: copper ion transmembrane transporter activity. Gene Ontology annotation, biological process: copper ion transmembrane transport. Gene Ontology annotation, cellular component: membrane.